This is a messenger RNA of Phasianus colchicus (ring-necked pheasant), 4071 nucleotides long. RefSeq names its product cytochrome b5 domain containing 2 (gene CYB5D2). Lineage: Eukaryota; Metazoa; Chordata; Aves; Galliformes; Phasianidae. Gene Ontology annotation, cellular component: membrane; endomembrane system. The record is from RefSeq and is a predicted model, not a curated record.
GCGCGGCGCUGCACGCGUCUCUCCCGCCACGCUGCCGUCAGGCGCCGCGCAACGCCGUCGCGAAGCUGUCGUAAAAAAGCGGCGUUGCCAUGCGGCGGGGUGCGGUAGUAGUCGCCGUGCUGUGCUUGGGCGCCGCCUGGCUUCUGGGCCGCGGGUUCGAUCCCCGCGCCUGGCUGCGGCCCCGCGGCCGUCUGCUGAGCGCCGCUGAGCUGGGGCGGCACCGCGGGGCUCCGGGGGACCCCGGCCUCUACCUCGCCCUUCUGGGCCGCGUCUUCGAUGUGCAGCCCGGCCGCAGGCACUACGGCCCCGGCGGGGCCUACAGCGGCCUAGCAGGAAGAGAUGCCAGCAGAGCGUUUGCGACUGGAGACUUCACCCCGUCAGGGCUGGUGGAUGAUGUGUCUGCGCUGUCGCCGGCAGAGAUGCUCACCAUCCAGAGCUGGCUGUCCUUCUACAGCACCAACUACGCCUGUGUGGGGAAGCUGGUGGGCAGAUUCUAUGAUGAAAAUGGGGCACCGACAGAGGCCUUAAGGCAGGCUGAGGCUGCCAUCGAGGAAGGGCUGAAGUUCAAAGCAGAAAGCGAUCAGUGGAAGGAGCAGUUUCCACCCUGCAACUCUGAGUGGAGCUCUGCCAAGGGCAGCCGAUUCUGGUGCUCCAAGCAGAGUGGGGGAGUAAACAGAGACUGGACUGGCGUGCCCCGGAAGCUGUACAGGCCUGGCUCGAGGGGAAGCCACUGCGUGUGUGUGAGAACCAGCGGCCCCCCGUGGGGCCAGCAGGGCUCAGCCCAGCACAGCGACCGAGGCGACCUGGAUAACCCCCAUCUGCAAGAAUACGACGGUUGCCACCCACAGGCUGAGCAGUGCAUCCUCAGCAUGUGACACUGUGAUUUAAGGGGGCCAGAAGGGCUCCAGUUGAUACACUGUGUUUAGGUGGGUAAUUCCAGCUUCAUUCCCUCCCGUCUGUCUGUGGAAAGGGAGUGAUGGCAAUUUCAUGUUCUGUGACUUUUAACAUGUGGCGAUGGGAGAAGAAACACUUGAGCCAAGUGAUAAUUACUGGCUAAAAAACUGGCACUUUUUCUUAGUGCUUUUUUCCCCACAGUAUUUUUACAUCUGGUGAUAAACUGUAAGAUGUACAGCCUGAGCUAUACUUAAAAAUGUGUUUCUUUUACAGCCAGGAAACAGAUAUUUGUGUGUACAGUGGUGAGCAUAAUGUGAUGUGCUUUAAGGCAGCAAGCAAGAAUUACAGCAGUAUCACUGACUUCAGUUUAUGCACAAUCCUCCAAUGUCACCUGAAGUCUGCUUACUGCUACUGCCCCUUUCCAGACAACUGCUCUGCUCUGAAGAAUUAAAAGCAGCAGGGAGAAGCCUGACUUUCUCCUACAAUUGCAGUGUGUAGCAUCCUGGAACUUGUGCAGUUCAUGUACAAGCUCUGCUUAUCAGAUCCAUGAAUACAGAAGGCAAAGGUCAGAGCUGCAUUUCCUUAUUUCAUGUUUGUACUAGAUACUGAGCAAAGAAGAUAAUGGACACCACCUAUGAGGAUUGCUGCUUAAAGUUGACCUCACCAUCCCUUUUUGGUGAUUCACUACUUUAAAGCUACCCAGCCCUGCAGUUUGAACCAGGUGAUAAUAAAAUCUACAUACAGUAUGACCAUCCCAAUGUAAUUUGCCUGUUUCCAUUCUGGUUUAUUAUCUCCCAUUUGUUACGUGUCCAUCAGACUAUAACCUUGAUCCACCUUCACCAAGCCCAGCUUAUUUGAAGGAUGCAUGUGUUUUAUCACAGCUGUCAAAAUCCAUUACAUUUUGUUAAUUCCAGAAGAACAAGGCAAAUCUUACCAGUUUUGUGUAGGGUUGCAAAGGACGGGGGGGGUAGGAGCUAUGAAUGCAGGCUGUGGGGAGGCAGCUGCAUUUGUUCCUAGAGGCUACUGUGAGAAUGGGUUAUUAGAGCAGCUGCAGCCUUGGGAGGCACCUGGAUUAACUACAGCCCAGCAAUGAACACAGCUUAGUGCAGAGCUGUGCCAGUUCUAAAGGCAGCUGCCACCUAUUUAUAAAAAGCUGGGAAGCAUUUAUAAGCUCUUAAGGCUUUUGAGCUAUAACCACUCCUAAAGAAAACCACACAGAGCUAAUUAAUUAAUAAACUAGUGGGAUUAUAGGAGGCUCAGCAACAUUCAUUAAAAGCAAGAAUAAUCACUUAAUUGCAGCAACAACAGGAACAUGUUGCAGCACUUUUCACUUACUGUGUUUAAUGAUGCUAAAGCUGCCAUGGAUGAGAACCAUACAUGUUUAAAUUGCUGUAUAUGCUUAUUUUGAUGCUUGGUGGUUUUCUUUUUUGCUUGUAACCUGGUUCUGUUAUUUCUUUUCCACGACCCUCUGUAGGAAGAGUCCCCUACAGCACUUCCAGUCAGAGCUGCAAGCUGUCACUGCUCAGCACUGGAAGUUUUCUCUAGAUAGAUGGCAGCAGAGCCAUCACGCUGUUCAGCUCCUCAGUCAUCCUUCCAGAACUGAAGUGCUGCCACAGGCUUGUGCCAGCUUUGGGAUUGGACUGAGCAACUUUAUGCAACAAUCCUAAAGAUACUAAAGCAGUGCAAAAGCUGCCGGAAGGGCUACAAAGCAGUGCUUCCUUGUCCCAAUGGAAGCAUUAUUGAAGUCAGCCUAUUAUUUACUUUUGGACACAGGCCUUAUAGCAAGGACUUGUAUUUAGAGGUCAACAGCACAGAUAACCUCAAAUUACCCUCAAAAAUUCAAUCAGAUUACGAUUUAAUCAAGGGGUGAGUGUCUUUAAAAGCAACUGCAAAAGUUAGAGAAAUUCCAAAUUAUUAAACACUAGAAUAUUUUUUAAGUUCCAAUCUAUUUGAGAAGCUAGAUUCCUACUGAAGGUACCAGCUAUGUAGCCUCCAAGCAGGUUUCAUCAUGCUUUAUCCUUAAAACUGCUCUUCCUUGCAAAAAUUGUGUUGAAAUGCUGAGGGAAUGGACUUGAUCUUAAGAACUAAACAAAAGUCAGGUAAGCUGCUGUAAGAAAGCAAGGCAGAUUUUAGAAACUGUGGUGGUGCUGCUUGACAGGUUGGAAAACUAAUUCACAGCUUAUUUCUUGGUUUAGUUGGAAAGACUAGGGGAAAAAGUUUCAGUCUUGCCCCAGGAAUGAGUCAUUUAUUAAGGCAAACAAGGAGACUCCCUGAAAUGCUCCAAGAAAAUCAUAUUGUUUCUACUAUCCUAAUUCAAAACCUCAACUAAAUUCUCCUGUGAAAGGGAAAACAAUUGAACAGGAUGUAGUAAAGAAAGACUGUACUUAAUAAAGCUCACAACUCACCUCUGGUAGCUGUACUUUUAAAAAUUAAUUAAGACUAAUGCAUCACAAUCUCAAAACGACUUUGGCUGGUCUUGUCGCUGCUACUUUCCUUUUUCUGGAGUGAAGCUGCAGUAAUUGCAUGCUCUUCCAGAGAGAAGGUGCCUGCCAGUAUGUGACAGUGCACAAAUAGUAUGUUAGAGUCAGCUCAGCCCUACUUGUCCAUUUAAGUGCAUCUGAGCUGAGCAGUUCUGGCCUGCAGGAAGUUAGGACUGUUGAACAAGUUCUAUAGAUAAGUGUCUACUGUAAGGCAAUCAAGAUGACUAUGUAGCACGAACUAGGAGAACAACAGGCCUUGUCAGCCAAAAGACUGUAAUAACUCCACAACAUGGAAACAGAGACUUAGGACAACUGCAGAGAAUAAACUGUCAGGCCCAAUUAAAUCUUACAACCCUGGAUGUCCUCGUGGUCAGUAACAGCAGCUCGGAGCAGGGCAGCUGUCUCCACCAGAGAAAAUACUUUCUCAGCAAGGUUUCCACCUCAUGAUGCAUUAUUUAGUUAUGCAUUUUAUUACAAGUAGAAUUAUUACACAACAAAGUAAUGCAUAUUGGAAAAAUACAUUUUUACAAUGACUCCAGACAAACAUUGCAGAUAAAAUGCCGUUGUUGUAAGACUUCCUUUUCUAUUUCACAGAGGCUAGAAGGUUCAAUUACUUAUUUAAAUCACUCAUACAAGCUUUGAGUUAACCAAGUUUGCUGCAGUAUUCAAACUCUGCUGGUUAAAAGAAAAAAAAAAA